Messenger RNA from Pogoniulus pusillus (Red-fronted tinkerbird), 5537 nucleotides. RefSeq names its product adenylate kinase 9 (gene AK9). Bases 5 to 5416 code for a protein of 1803 amino acids. The record is from RefSeq and is a predicted model, not a curated record. Gene Ontology annotation, molecular function: AMP kinase activity; ATP binding; nucleoside diphosphate kinase activity. Gene Ontology annotation, cellular component: cytoplasm. Gene Ontology annotation, biological process: nucleobase-containing compound metabolic process. Lineage: Eukaryota; Metazoa; Chordata; Aves; Piciformes; Lybiidae. The transcript has 37 exons.
UAGUAUGGCUUCACAAGAGGAAAAACAAGCUCAGUCUUUUGCAGACAUCUUUGAUGAAGAUGAGGCUGAGAAAUCCUUUCUGUUGUCCAAGCCCAUUUGCAUGCUUAUACUCGGAAAGCCAGGCUCUGGAAAGAAGACAUUAGCUAGAAAACUGGCAGAAGUAUGGAAAUGCAUUUUUAUAGAAGCUUCAGAAGUAAUUCAACUGAACAUUCGUGAAGAAACAGAAUAUGGGCUUAAGUGCCAAGAAUUGCUUUUUAAAGGUCAAAGUGUUUCUGAAGAACUGGUUACAGAAAUGAUUCUGAAAAGGCUUGAGUCACCAGAAGUUGCUCAUUUUGGUUAUGUUCUCAGUGGAUUUCCUUCUCUCUCUGAGGAAUACAUGACAGUUUCCCAGCAAAUAGAGAAAAUAAAGAAUCUAAAAUUCAAACCAGAUUUCUUGAUUAACAUUAAGUGUUCAGAUUAUGAUUUAUGCCAGAGAAUAUCAGGACAAAGGCAACACCCUGAUUCUGGGCAGGUAUACCAGAGGAACCAGUGGGAUCCCAAUGUUAUUGUCAUGCAUAAGAAAGAGAAAGAUCAGCAGGAAAAUGAAAGUGAAGAAGAAGAGCAGGAAGAAGAGGAGACUGCAGAAGAUCCACUUACGAUGUCAGAAUUUUUGCAUCAGUUAGUGCAGAGGCCAGAAGAUAUGCUUGAAAAUGCAGAGGAGCGAAUUGGAGCAUACAAGGAUAUAAUGCUUCGUCCUUUAGAAGACUGGAUGGCUGAACAGGACUCUCAAUAUCUCAUUGAACUGGAUGGAAAUCAGCAGCCAGAUGAUCUCUUUAUGUCAGUGGUAGCUCGACUUCAGUCUCUGGGUCUUCAAAAUGCAGCUCCUGUAACUGGACUUCAAAGUGAGCAAGAGGAAAGUCAGCUGAAGGGAUUAGGAAGUGAUGAACUCUUCCGGGUUCUUUCUUCUUACAAACUGAUAGCACCCAGAUAUCGAUGGCGCAGGAGCAGGUGGGGGCAAGCAUGUCCUGUGGCUCUGAAGGAAGGUGAUAUUGUAAUGGGAGACCCAGACUUGGCUGUCAGUUUUCUAGGUAAAAUGUAUGUCUUAUCAUCUCCAGAGGCGCUGAAAACCUUUACCUCGAAUCCACGACCUUACCUGUUACCUCCAAUGCCACUUCCUCCAUGUAAAGUAAUGGUGUUUGGUCCUCCACUCUCUGGAAGAACAACUAUUUGCAACCUAAUUGCAGAAAAAUACAAAGGAAAGGUUCUUGAUGUGGCCAAACUCAUUCAACCCCUUGUGGAAGAAUCAAGAGAAGAAAAGAUUGAGGAAGUGCGAAAGGAUGCACUAGAGAAGGCUAUUACAGCAGUGAAAGAUAGGUUGGAAUUGGAAAAACAGGCAACAGAAUCAGGCAUGUCAGAGAUAACUGCUAACCGCCCAGAAGUUCAGUUGGCAGUAGAAGAAGCCCUAACUGCUGACCACCCAGAAAUUCAAGCAAUGGUCGAGGAAGCCAUAAGAAGUGCAUCAGUCUCUGAGGUUACACUGUCACCUGAAAGAUAUGCUGAAGUACUGGAGAGAGCUCUUGCAGAGCUUAUGAAGAAGAACAAAGACAGGUUUCCUGGUGCUCCAGAAAAAGGAGGAUGGGUAGUUGAUAACUACCCUCUGUCAGCAGAUCACUGGUCAGCUUUGUUAGAAAAAGGACUUCUACCUGACACUGUUGUCUGUCUGAAGAAUACAGAAAGAGAUGGAGCCUGUAUUCUGGCCAGAACAUACUCAGCAAACAGGGAUGAAAUGAAUGCUAAGAUUUUGAAAAGGUUAACAGAUGAAGCAUUAAAAAAGAAGCAAGAAGAAGAAAUAAGAAAAGAAAUGCAAGAAACACAGACAUCAGAGGAAAAUCAGUCUCUAGAGGCUUCUGAGGAGAAAGACUUUGAAGACAAGGAGGAGCAACUCCCACCUGAAACUGACCAAAUGCCCCAGAAGCAGCCUGGUGACCUAGUAGGUUAUGAAGAAGAAUCCAAACCUACAGAAUCUGAGGGCAAUGAUGAGCAACUUCCCCCUGAAAAUGAACAAGUGCCCCAGAAGCAGCCCAGUGACCCAGCAGGUUAUGAAGAAGAGUCCAAACCUACAGAACUUGUGCUCCCUGGGUUUGCAGAAGAUGAUUUUCCAAAUCUACCAGAAAUGGAAACAAUUAAAAGGAAGCUUGACCUUUUCAUGCAGGACUGGCAAACAGUGGAGUCAGAAAUCAAGCAGUCUCCUCUAAUUCAAGUUGUUGUUUUAGAGAUUGUUGAGCAAACUCCAGAAAGUCUGCUUAAUCAAAUUGUGCUGGUUAUGGAAAAACCUUUUAAAUACCAUGGUUGGGAAUUGUCUGCUGAAGACUUAGAGGAGGAAGAAGAAGACCUGACUGCUGAAGGGGAAGAUGAAGAAGUUGAAGAAGAAGAAAGUGAAGAUGAAGAAGUAGAAGAUGAAGAAAAACUUAAGGAAAAGAAAAGGCACAUGGGAGACACAAAACACUUUUGUCCAGUCAGUCUGAAAGAGAACUUUGUCCUUUGCCCAGGACUCUAUGAACAUGCAGCUAAAUAUCGAGAAAAACUUUACUACUUUUCAACUCCUGAGUACAGAGAUAAAUUUCUGAGGAACCCAGAGGACUACGUGGCUCACAAUGGGCCAAUACAAGCUCCUCCGUUACGGAUGUGCUUACUUGGGACUCAUGGAGCAGGAAAAAGUACUUGUGCAAGACAGAUAGCAGAGAAAUUGGGCAUUUUCCAUAUUCAGUUUGAAGAAUAUCUGCAGGAACUGAUCUUACCCAAAACUAAAGAGAAGGUUGGGCCCAGUUUUGAAGAAGAACCUGAAGAAGAUGACAAUAAAAUUGCAGUUCUAGCAGAGGAACUGAAAGACUUCUCUUGGAGCAUAACUGAAACUGAGACAGAAAAAAACAAACAGGAAGUGCAGUUAACUGAGGAGGAAGAAGCAAUCAAAGCAAAUCUAGUGGAUAAUGAGGCACUGCCUGCAGAAGUCCUCGAUAACAUUGUUCCUGACUGGUGGAGGAAAGAGCCAUUCCGAUCCACAGGAUUUAUCCUGGAUGGUUUCCCUCGUACUGUAGAUGAAGCUCAGUAUUUGUCAGAGAGAGGACUCUGUCCUGAUGUUGCAGUUUUUAUUGAAGUAGAGGACAGUGACAUUCUUGAUCGCCUUUUUCCUCCACGCCUGCAAAAAUGGAAAGAAAUUCAGCAUAAAAAAAUGGAAAAGAAAAAGAAACUGAAAGACCUGAAAGCAAAAAUAAGGGAUGAGAAGAUUGCUAGGAGGAGGGAAGAACUUCUGGCAGAACGAAAGCAAAGGAAGCAGGAGGCUUUAGCACAUACAGAGCAUUAUGAAGCCACUGAGGAGGAGGAGGAGGAUGAGAAUGACGAUGUUGAAGCUAUACUUGAAGAAGAGUUUUUAGAAGAAGAAGAAGAAGAGGAAGAGGAGGAUGAAGAACAGGAAAUCGAUGCUGUUGAGCGCAUACAAAAUGAAAUUACAGAGAGGUUUGAAUCAGAAACAGAGAGUUUGCAAGGUGUACAGGAAGAACUUGAAAAAAUGUCAAUACCACAAGUGCAGAUCGAGGGAGGGCGGAAGCCUCGCGUUCUGUGCUGCCAAAUCUACAGCAAGUUGAGCUCUCUGGUGGAAAACCGUGGAAGCAUCUUUGAGAAAUGCUACCCAAUAAGUCUGCCACUUGCACACAAGAUGCUGGCUUUCUCAUAUAAAUUUCCAAGUGCUUUUGAUCAGUGGGAUCCAGUCAAGCUCAGUGAAGGAGAUGUAAUCAGGCCACACCAAGGCCAUGACAACGCAGGCUUCGCUCUAAUCCAUCGGCAGUAUAUUUACUUCUUUUCAACCCAAGAGACUCAAGACACCUUUAUGAAAAAUCCCAUCAAAUAUAUUUGUCAGCCAAAACCUAAACCAGCUGUGCCAGUGAAGGUUGCCAUUGUGGGACCUCCAAAAUCUGGGAAGACUACAGUUGCCAAGAAGUUUGCCAGCAUGUAUGGGCUGCUGCGCCUGAGCAUGGGAGACGCCAUCCGGCUGGUGUUAAACAGCCAGCCAGAGAGCCAGCUGGCAGUCAGGUUAAAGGAGCACCUUCACAAAGGACAGACUGUGCCUGAUGAACUGGCCAUUCAGGCUCUAGACGUGGCUCUGAUGAACCCCCUGUGUAGCACUACUGGAGUUGUCAUUGAUGGAUAUCCUGUAACAAGAAAACAAGUGAACCUCCUGGAAUCAGCUAAGAUAAUUCCAGUGAAAAUAUUUGAACUAGAAAUGGAUGCAAAAGAAAUGUUCAGAAGGGCACUGCUGGAUGAGGAAAGCACAGAGAGACCACCUUACCCUAAACAUGACAGCUUAGAGAGUCUAGCUGUUAAAAAUGCCUGCUAUAAGCAGCACAUUGAUGCAAUUAGGACUUACUAUGAGAAAGAGCAUCAGAACUGGUGUGUGAUCGAUGCCUUACGGAGCAGAUGGUGGAUCUGGAACAAAGUACUGCAAGAAGUUCAAGUGGUUGUUAAAGAAAUUCAGAUAUACCUGGAAAGAAUACGAGAAGGGAAGGCAGCUGGCAUUGCUGAUUUAUGUAUCACUCCUGAAGAGCUGCAGCACCGGCUGGGGGAGUUUGGACAGUACUGUCCUGUCAGCCUGGCAGAAAAGGGGGAGUUGGUUGAUUGCUCUGCCAUGUCACUGCAGUUUGCUGCAGAAUUUCGAGGACACUAUUACAAAAUGGCUUCACAGGAAGAUCUGGAUAAAUUUUUGAGCCAACCAGAGGUUUACGUGCCACCACUGGCACCUCACCCUCUCCCACUCCCAGAUAUGCUACCACAGAAACUGACAGCGGCAGAAGUGAAGGCUUUGUUCCCUAUCCGUGCAGAAAUGCAGGGCUACUGUCCAGUCACUUACCUAGAUGGAAAACUGAGGUAUGAAGCUUUGGUGCCUGGCAAUAGCGAGCAUGCAGCAAAAUACCAAGAGAAGGUCUAUCUUUUUGAGAGUGAAGAAAAACUUCUGAAAUUUAUGAGGUUACCAGAGAAGUACUGCAACCUAAAGCUUCCACGUAAACUGCCUGCAAUAAAAGAGCCACUACUACUCACUGCACUUCCUCUGCUGGGAUACCUUGAGCAGGGAGUAGCAACUGCUCUGAUAAAAGCUAUGACUGAAGUAGGCUGCUUAAAGCCCAAGUUUCCAUUCCUAAGUGUGAAGCAAACUGCCCUGCUGUUUGUCGCCUGCCAUUUAAAAGCACACAACCCCAGGAGCUCGGAGCUGGUGCGACAGAUAUACCGGAGGCGGCUGGCACAGUUCACGGAGCACUGCCAGCUCAUCCCCUACCUGAGAGCAGCCAUGGCUGGACCCUACCUAGAGCCGUGGUGCAGGCCCUUGGGCUUUGACAGCAGGCUCCAGACUUUCCUUGCCCUGAAAGAGGCUGGCCACAGCUUGGUGUAGCUACGACUUUCAUCCUCCAACUCCUCCCUGUGUUGCUUCUAAUUAAUGCAGGGAGUGUUGCCAGCAGCUGCCUGGACAGCUGGAGCAUGGAAUCUGAACAUUAAAGUCGCACCUUAAAUCA